UUAGAGUUCAUAUUAACUUGACAGGUGUUGAAUAGUUAAGUUCAGUUAUAAUAGUUUACCAUUUAAAUGUGGAAAAGUCUAUGAGUGCCAGGAUAUUAUAAAAGGAUAUGUGGUUUUUAAUCUACAGGGCCAUAGAAAGAUGAUUCUAUUGUGUAUUUUAAGUUUUGGAGGUCUUUCAGUCAUAAACUCUGCUGUUUUUGCCUGCACACCCGGGGAGUACCUUACAUACUCAGGAGAAUGCAGGACGUGUCCAAGGGGAACUUUUGGAGAAACCCCUCCAUCAUUCAGAUGUGAACCAUGUAAAGGAGCAAAGACAACCAUCUCUGAUGGAGCAACUAACGUGACAGACUGUGAUUACCAGAUUGUUGGUUGUUUUGACAACAUGAGCGUUGGAAACGACACUAUCAGCUUGGCUGGAACAAAUAAAGUUGAAACCUGUCUGGAGCAUUGCGCAGCAAACGGAUAUGUAUAUGCUGCUAUACAGAAUGCAAUGAAUUGCUUUUGCUCACAGACAAAUGAUGGUACUUCUUCCAGUGGAUGUACCUUACAAUGUGGCAGUGUGCCCAAUUCCUGCGGAGGGUCAACCGCAAUGACGGUCUACAGAACAGGAAAAAGAGGAGCGUCCAUCACAACAAUAGGAACCACCGAAGUCGAUCUGACAGACUUGGGAUUGAAUGUUAGUGGAAUGGCAGAAUUUGAAUUCAUAGCGCUUGGUUGUAAAGAUGCGCAUAUUCGACUGAUGAACGAUCGUGGAAAUUAUUCACAUAACUUUAUCGAGAUAGUCAUUGGAGCAAGUAAAAACCAAUAUUUUGCCAUUCGAAAGGAGCGGUAUGGAGACGGGUUAUAUCAGCAGACUGGUAGUUUUCUGGAUUGUUACAGCUGGAGGUAUUUUAGAAUUUCAUGGAAUAAUGGAACGCUAACUGUAUUUGAAAAUGGUACCAACACUAGCCAUACAAAAGACACCGGCUUCGUUUUUGACGUUAAUCAUAUAGUUCUCUCUGCAUAUGGUACAGCUCAAGUUUGUUGGAAGGUCCUAGCAGAUAUAGAAAGAAGUGACGCAUGUCCCCCUCUUCCAACGGAAGAAACCUGUGAAUGUCCAUGCUCCUUUUCUAAUAUAACAGAAGAAGAGAUUCAGGAAAAAAUAACAGAAAUAAAGAGGCAAUUAACUGUUGACGUCACAACCACGUCACAAUAUAUUAGGAGACUUGUCUGUGCAGAAGAUCCUAGGCCCUCAGCUAAAAGUGUUGGAAUCCUUUUCGGGCCUAUAUUGAUCACAGUCUUGAUGGGGCUGAUAAUUCUUGCGGAUUUCUCAAACCUUGCAAAAUUAGCCUUACGAUUAAAAAGAUUUAUUCGACGAAUUGGGAAAGAAAGAAGAUUAAAAGACAAAUAUACAGACGGCACAACAAAAGACAAGACAGAAGAUUUCAAUAAAAACCAAGACGGGAAAAACGAGGGAAAUGAGAAAAAAGGUAAACCAGACAGUAAAAAACAGGCUGGAAACAUUACGAACACUGCAUUGAUGGUAAACCCGAACACAAUGCCCGAUAGGAAAAGUGUCAAUCAAAACAAAGACACUAUAGGGAAAAAUGUUUCUAUAAGGAAAAAUACCCCAGGAAAUCUGCGUAACAAGUUUCAGAACAAAACGAAUGCAAAGGAAGAUCAGAAAAAAAUCGGAAAACCAACAAAUCUUUCAACACAGUUAAACAAUCAAAAAGCAGAUGAAUGCAACGAAAUUGAACAAGCCAAGUCAAAAGUCGGGAAAGCUGUUAAGAGACAAGCAAUUGCAAAACCUGCUAUAAAUAACUUGAAGAUUAGCAAUAAGAACAUUAAUAUUUCUAAAAAUCUCAACAAAACAUAAGUUCUAUUACUUUUUUUCUGUUUUACAUGUAUAUCUAUGGUUAAACAUUUAUGUGU
Molecule: messenger RNA, 1914 nt
Organism: Saccostrea cuccullata (small rock oyster)
Lineage: Eukaryota; Metazoa; Mollusca; Bivalvia; Ostreida; Ostreidae
Exons: 8
Coding region: 140-1858 (572 amino acids)
Source: RefSeq, a predicted model, not a curated record